AUGGGGCAGGCGGGCAGCACGGGUCCGGAGCUGCGGCCUCGACACGCGCACACUCUGCCGCACGAACCGCUGAGACAUGCACCCAAGGUCCUACCGUCGCUGACGGAGUCUCCUCGCCUCCGCAGCACUGAUAACGGUGUGAUCCUUCAGUCAGGUGGUACCAUCAGCGGCCGAAGACCUGGCUCCCUACAGCCGGAGACAACGAGAACUCCUCAGGGACAUGUGCACUCAAACGUGUAUAGGUCAAGGUCAGCGGGGGGAGCUUCUGAGGGAGACUUGAGGUCACGUGAACGAGACCCUCUCCAUAGAUCACACACGAAUUUGGACCUCAGACAUGAUUCAAACGGUCUAAACAAAAGGUUCGGGUCUGAACCUGACCUAAGAAUAGAAGAGGAGCAGCAGAAGCCAAGAAGUAGUAAUAAUAAACAUUUUAAGAAGAAGUACCGAGCGCCGCAACCACCGACUAUAGAUCACCGAGGAGGUUCAUCGCCAGAUUCCUGCGAAGGGAACGCGAAAGCCGAACCACAAAGGAAACUGAGAUUAUUCAAAACGAGAAAUGAGACCAAAAAACUAAACGGCCACAAUGAUUCUAAAAUACCGGUAUACAAGAAUACAUAUACCGACUUUAAAUCUUUAGACUUCAACGACAACUUCGAGAGGAGAUACAAAUCACCUUGUAAAGACAAAGAAACAAGUUUACUUUACGUAGAUAAUCAAGACAUGGUCCAGAGUUCGACCUCACUUAAACAAGAAGAGAGAUUAAUACAAACGAAACAAGAUUACAAAGUAACUAGAACAGAUAGAGUGAGCGGAUGUAGGGCGAAGACGACGAAACCAAACGAACACAAAGAAGCGUGGAAGACACCGCUCCUAGACAGAAACUUUAGACAUUCAGAUAGAUUCAAAAAGGAGGCCCUGGAGCCGCCGCUGCUACGAAGAGAAAAAACAUUCGAUGAAACGCUUAUUACACAUGAAUCACCCAGAGCUUUACACGAGAGAAGAAUUAAAGCAGUCGGUGAAGAAUUGAAGAACAACAAGUUCAGUCCACUGGGAUCUAGGAACCAGCCCUUGAGGAAAUCUCUUCCUUCAUUACUCAGUAAAAGUAAUGAAGAAAAAGAUGAGUUUCAGGAAGAACUUAAAAAAGCAACGAGUAAAAUAAGAAAGGAAAUAGGAAGUAAAUUAAUUGUAAGCGAAAAUAAAACUAGUCAAAACGAUAGAACGAGUUCACAAAAAACAAACCCAACGAGAGUGGUGCAGAGCAGAGUCAAAGAAUCUAGUCUUAAAACAACCAACGCUAAACAGGAUUCUAAAAUAAACAAUCACGUCGCCAGGAGGCCGUUGAGUCGGCUCAAUGAGAGUAAACCGAAAACAUCGCCGCAGGUGAAACCAAAAACGAAUGACGUCAGAAAAUAUAACUUCGAAAGUAAAGAAAAUGUAAGGACACUCCCUGAUAGAGGACAGGCCUCUGGGAAAGAAUCAACUCCGGAACAUUCACCGACCAGGAACAAAAGUAGUAAGGAUGGAGUGUCAGAGAGACAAAGAUCAGCACCAUCAAAGCAAUUUUACUUCGGUAUGAUAGAAAGCAAAAACACCGAGCCUCAAGAUCAUUUGAAAGACUUCCCCGGCCUCGGCAGUCCUAUCAUAGAAGAGCUGAGUAAUUUUCACGUCAUCGAACAGAAACUAUUAGGCUACCAUUCGGAGGACGAAAUGGAUAAGUUCAAUGAGAAAUUAAAACAACACUACAAAAGAAAUUUGUCUUCGGAAUCAGCAUUAUCAUCAGAUGGUUCGGAAGGCGAGGGUUCGGACGGCUCGCUGGGUAUUGCCCUUCGCCUUAGACCAACUCUUCCAAAAAAGCUGCCCAACGCUCCACGUUUUUCACCCGCCGCGGCCUGGAGACAGCUUGCCACAUUAGAUGCUCAUCUUGCGGAAACUCAGCCUCUAGCAGUAGAAACCAAAAUGUCAGCCGUAAUAUCAGCGGAGUCAUCGCCAAGAUCGGAACAGUCAGCGGACAAGUCAGGUGACUCUGGUAUAUCUGGUGACCACGGACACAGCGACCACAGGAUAGAUUCACCUGGACAUGUGGUGGAGCAGGCGACAUGGACGCCGCAACAAGACCUUGGAGACAGCAGCUCGGAGGGCGCGGGCGGCGGGCCGGGGGAGGGGGGCAGGGACAGGGAACACGGAGCCUUCAGCCUCAGCCUGCCGCGGGAGGACAGGUUUAAAAGCGUGUCGUGCUUCUACGAAUGCUUCCAGGGUAAACAGUUGCAGCAUGGGUUCAACAGCCUCCAGAAAUUAAGGAAAUCAGUUUCCGGAGCGUUUGGAGUCGCGCUCGGUUCUAGAAGAUUCGACUUGGAACAUGAACCGAUGUUAGAAGAACCGGAACAGAACUGGUUCCUGACCAAGUCAGCUCCUAACUCUCUCAGUAACCCGCUGCUGUACCACCACCCGCUCAGAACAAAGGUGUCUGAUGAUAAUCUGAAAGACGAAUCUUUAUUAUCUUCUGAUAAGCCUCAAGAGGAGUGUCGUUGGCGCACUAGCUCCUACGUGAGUUGUAUCGGCCGCGGCAUGUACCUGCCCCCAGCGCUCGACUCUCCGUCAGUCACUGUGAACUCCAUAGAGAGGCCCGUACGGAGUAAGUCAUCAGGGUCACUAGUGGCUGCUGCUCGUGCGGCGCGCGCGGCGGCCCUCGCGGCCGAGAUGAGGGAGAGGGAGAGGUCCGCCUCACCACCACCAGUCAGGGCUGAACCAGCAAGGGUUACAUCCACGCGUAAUUCGAGCACCAGUCGCGGCAAGCGGUUCACGUUCCAGUCUACAGUGAGACAGCUUGAAAGACGACGGCUGGCUGAGAAGCUGUCCAAGGAAGCUGACCUCAAGGAGCAGCAGAGACUCACCGAGCUGGAGGCCAUGAGGAGGGUUGAAGAAGAGUUUCAGCGGAAAAGGGCCAGAGAGAAGGCCAAUAUUCGUCAGCAACUCCGGUUGGUGACCAGCGGAGCGAACAGCAUGCCCUCACCUACACACAAUAAUAAGUCGAGGGAUGAUCCCGAUGGUUCAUGUCGCGAGUCUUCAGCCGUGGAGCGUCGUGACGCCAGACUCCGACACAGCAACGCCUCCUCGGAGAUCAGCGGCCGGAGCAAGAGCAGCACGCCGAUCCAUUGUGUGGAGCUGUCUGAGUGGCGCACAUGUCCCUCGGCCCGCGUGUACCGCGACUGGUCAGGGCCGGGACCUGCGCACGCGCAUCCACCGGCUUGCGCACGCAUGCCCAAGACACACGGGCACACACACCACAACGGUGUGGAGUGCGAGGCGUUCAGCGGCAGCCCCCGCUCAGACAACUACCGCUUGGAGUUCGCCCGCGGCCGCUCCCCCCGCUCCCCGCCGCGCACCCCGCACUCGCCCAGCACCCCCCGCACCCCGCGACCACCGCGCCUCACGCCCCGCUCGCCCUCCUCAACCUCAGGAUCGGACCUGUCAAUACGACAGCCCAUUAAGAUCAGUCGUGAUCAUCAUCUGAACAGUGAGCUUCUAACUUCGUAG
This is a messenger RNA of Danaus chrysippus (African queen), 3534 nucleotides long. NCBI's taxonomy places the organism in Eukaryota, Metazoa, Arthropoda, Insecta, Lepidoptera, Nymphalidae. The record is from the annotation of a GenBank genome assembly.